CUUGUCCCCUCCCAGACACUUUCCAACUCCAACAUUGCUUCCUUUCCACCGAGCCUGGUUUCCUCCCACUUGCUUUUGGGACGCCACUGAGAAGAUCGGUGGAUGUGAGAGAAAACCAGAGGAUUUAUAGCGACAUCGCCAGCUGCUCAGCUGUCACCCACCGAACUGACAGAAAUGAGGAACGAACUUUUUAAUAAAGAGAAAAGUAGGCAGUUAUCAUUAACUCCCCGAACAGAAAAGAUUGAAGUUAAGCAUGUUGGGAAAACUGAUCCUGGCGUCGUCUUCUUGAUGAACAAAAACAUUUCCACUCCCUACAGUUGUGCCAUGCAUUUAAGUGAGUGGUACUGCAGGAAGUCCAUUCUGGCGCUUGUGGACGGACAGCCGUGGGACAUGUAUAAGCCUUUGACCAAGUCCUGUGAGAUUAAAUUUCUUACUUUCAAAGACCCUGACCCAAGAGAAGUGAAUAAGGCCUACUGGCGUUCUUGUGCCAUGAUCAUGGGCUGUGUAGUAGAAAGGGCCUUCAAAGACGAGUAUACAGUCAGCUUGGUGAGAGCACCAGAAGUUCCUGUAAUCGCUGGGGCCUUCUGCUAUGAUAUAGUUUUGGAUAAGAGGCUGGAUGAAUGGAUGCCAACAAAAGAGAACCUGCGUUCUUUCACAAAAGAUGCCCAUGCUUUAAUGUUUCGGGACCUUCCCUUUGAAACGCUGGAAGUUGAUGCAAAAGUAGCCUUAGAAAUCUUUCAACAUAACAAGUAUAAGUUGGACUUCAUAGAGGAGAAGGCAUCUCAGAAUCCUGAGAGAAUAGUCAAGUUACACAGAAUUGGUGACUUCAUCGAUGUGAGUGAAGGCCCUCUUAUCCCAAGAACAAGCAUCUGUUUCCAGUACGAAGUGUCAGCAGUCCAUAAUCUCCACUCGACUCAGGCGAGCCUCACAAGGAGAUUUCAGGGCCUGUCUUUACCCACCCACUUGAGAGCACAUUUUACAAUAUGGGACAAGCUAUUGGAAAGAUCACGGAAAAUGGUGACUGAAGAUGAAAUCAGACAAACAGAGAACACUGUAUCUACCCAGUAACUUUCUAAAAUUUAAGUAUGUACAGUAAGUUAAAAUAAAAGCCUUUAAUAUAAUAUGUUUGCUUUAGCUCUGGCUAUGUCAGCAAAGUCCAUGCCCCACAGCCUCCAUUUAUAAACAUAUGUGGAAAUACACUGUAUCUGUUGCCAUCUCUUGCUUUGUUAAACAGUGGUGUGGUAAACAUCCUUGUCUAAAAUCAUGCCUUUGUAGUUAGAAGAUGCUAUUAACUGUGCAGUUACUUUGUGCCAGCAUGGUAAGACCGCCACAGAAAGUUUUUCUGUGUUUUUGUCUGAGACAGGGUCUUAGUAUGUAGUCAGGCCUAGCUUGGAACUUGCUAUGCUGUCCUCCUGCCUCAGCCUUCAGAGUGCUGGAAUUAGGGUGCGCGCCUGCCUUUUAGUUAAUUGUCACAAUUCAUUCAGAUGGUGUUUCCAAUUCAUAAGCGAGGAAACAGAGUUUGAAUGCAGGUGAUUUGUCUCCACUACUUUGUGCUGCCUCUUGUAUGAAAACCCCCAUAGGGUUGCAGUUCCGGUAGUGAAGCUACUGCUAGAUGCUGCAGAUGCUAGCCUCCAAAGGGCUUGGUUUUUGUAUUUUUUAAAAAUAUAUAAA
Messenger RNA from Microtus oregoni (creeping vole), 1671 nucleotides. RefSeq names its product mitochondrial ribosomal protein L39 (gene Mrpl39). Bases 175 to 1068 code for a protein of 297 amino acids. Lineage: Eukaryota; Metazoa; Chordata; Mammalia; Rodentia; Cricetidae. The record is from RefSeq and is a predicted model, not a curated record. Gene Ontology annotation, molecular function: nucleotide binding; RNA binding. Gene Ontology annotation, cellular component: mitochondrion. The transcript has 10 exons.